GGUCACAUGAUCACACUGCCAGACCCGCUUACUGCGGGAAAAUUAAUUCAUGGGCGUACUGUCUCUGUACAAUCCCCCAGGAGCUGGAGGCUCGAGGCUCGACACUCGAGACCGUUCGAAUUAAUGUUUGGGACUGGAAACGUGCAGAAUAUGAGGCCCUGGAGUGAAUCAAUCAAGCACCUCAGUUGUGCUUCUGAGUAGUUUACGUCAGUGCACACACACCUGCAGGACGAUGGAGUUCUUCCGCUCCCAUGAACAGCUCUCCGAAGACCACCUGAUUCGAUCGAGUUAAGCGUGUCUGAUGAACGAGGUGGAUACUACGAGAUCCGCGCCAAGAAUUUGGUGGGCAGCAAUGUGACACUGCUAGUUCAUGCCGGAAUGUUUCUUGGAAUUCGAUGGAUGAUUGUGUCGCGAGUCGAUGUCCUGUAGGACCAGAGUAUGUUCUCUAGUGUUCAACACGGCGUCUCUUUCUUGAAAGAGCGCGCAAAUUUUCAGCAAGUGUUUCGCACUUCAGGAGAUCGAUCGAUCGAUCGAUUCUUGACUGGUAUAGGGUCCUGUUCAGAGAAACAGAAUCUGUCACGAACAUAAAGCAGAUGGAAUUCACGCACGCCCGACGAGGACGAGGAGGACGAUGCUUCAUUCGAGCAUUGAGAGCAUGAGAUGUGGCAUUGGGGUUUGAAGGUUUUGGGAGGUAUGCCACGGACAUCGCCCUGGAGCUGAACUCAUGAGCAGGCUAUGACGCGCGUGACGCUUCCUGGAUGAGCGAAGGAGCUUGGACUAAGAUCGGCCUCAUGCUCUCGCCGUGUUCGGAAUCCCUUAGGAUCACAGCGAGUGCUGCCAAGGAUGGACGACCUUGGGCAAGGGCGGGAUUUUGAACUUUGAAUCUGCAGCGCGAGUAGAGAGGGCUUUGAUGUGACCUUCGCCAGCCUUCUUCUCUUCUGCAAGAACCGCUCAAGUCUCGGCUCGAGUCUCCUUCCAGAGUCGAAGCACUUCUCGUGCGCAGCGGAAUGGCGUGCAGAUGGAUCGUGGAGUACUGCUCAGAUUGCAGUGAGACGAUUCUCGGUUGCUUGACGCCAGUUUAACUCGGAGCUUCUUACUCUUCUGCUUGGAAACUGUGGAGAUGGACAGUCCUACAUACCAGAGUGGUAUGGAUGCACUAACUCCAUCCAUGAAGGACGAGGAUGUACACAUGGAAGCAGCUGCUCUUUCACCUGCUAUACAGAGAGUGUCAGAGUUUUCACCCGAAGUUUCUGAAUUCUCCACCGGUGUUGGUCAGGAAUCUUGUUUUCCAGUCGUUGAUGACCAAGGCUCUCACUUUCCUGUUGAGGAUCAACAGGCUGCUCAACUCUCAGGUCCGAAGGAUCAGACCUCUCAUUAUACCACGACACAAAGCGCAAUGUUUUCAGCUCCGGCCGAGGUCGACAGUUCUUCUACAUUGCCGUCUGGUGUUAGCGAGGAUUCUCAUUUUCAAACGCAAAAUGACGAGGUCACUCUCUUUGAAGCACCAAACGACCUAGCACCUCCCUUUCAAUCUGACUUUGUCGAUCCUCAUGAGUUUUCUUCUGAAGAUGGUCAAGAUGUUAUGUUUUCAACUCAAGAUGUGGAGGGAUCAGCUUUUGUAGCACGAGAUGAUCUGGGCUCCACCGUUGCUGUCGUAGAAGGACACGGCUCUCAGUUUUCCGUUAUAUCUGAUCAGAACCCUAGUUUCCAAGUCGAACAUCAUCAGAGUUCAGAAUAUAGUCGAGAAGAUGAAGGAGGUUCCUGGGGAUCCCGUCUUGAUCCCCAAUUGCCUGGGGAUGAAGACGAAGACCAUCUGUGUCACUUCCCUCCUGAACAUCAUCAAACCUGCGACGAUCAAGGCGAAUAUGGCCAAGGUUCUCACAUCCACGGUAACGGUGACCCGGGCUGCCCCUCGGCAGCUCUGGAUGAUGCCAAGGCACAAAUCCAAGACGAACCAGGCGCACAAUUCGCAGCAGACGAGGCAUCGGAACUCCAGUCGACAGAGGACCAAAUUCCCCAAUUUGCAGCCCAGGAAGGCGUCAGCAGUUCUCAAUUUCCCCCUCCAGACCCGCAAACUGCACCCGAAGGUGGAGGGCACUGCGAUUUUGCGCCUGCAGAUGUAGAAGGCACUCAGUGCCCAGCGGGAAGCGGCCUUGAUAAUGAGAUCAAAGCCGAAGACGAUGGCCCGUCAAGCAUCGGCCAGGGUCAAGGCUCGUCGGAUCACCCGGUACCGGCCAACGGAGCACCACCCGCCUCUGACACCUCACGAAAACGAAAGCUGGCUGUCUUCGCGGCUGCCGGGGCAGUGAUCGCCAUACAGACGAUGCUGGUCGCCAUGCCUGAAAUCUGGCAGCCCCUGGAGGACGAUGAAAGCGCAGAAAAGGUGGCGUACCAAGAAGGCCUGCACUCGUGGUUCGGAGCACUGAAUCGGGCCGCAUGGCUGCUCUCCACUGCUAACGGGGCUGGAGAUGGCGGGUGGUGGGUCAAGCCCAGGACGAGCGUGUGGUUCAACACCUAUCUCAUGAGCUCGAGCGAGGACGAGCGGUGGCUGGCUGCAAUCCGCAUGAAGAGGAGGACCUUCUUGUGGAUCUGCAACAGUUUGGAAGUGCACGUAAGGAAACAGGACACCAGGCUGCGUCCGAGUAUCCCUGUGACUGUCAGGGUCGGUGCAACCAUCUACCGCCUGGUGAAUGGAGUCGAUUACUACGAAGUUGCGGACAAGUUCGGGGUCGGGGAGUCGUCCGUGCAUGAAAUCAUGCAGGACUGUGUGCCAGCCAUCGUUCGAGUUUUCGGUCACCAUUUGCGUUGGCCCUCCGGGGAGGCCGUGGCCGAGGUGUCCCGAUCGUUUCUCGACAAGUGCGGACUGCCGAACUGUCAAGGGGCUCUGGGGAGCACUCACGUCGAGAUCCUGAAUCCCAGCGGGCCUGAAGCGAAGAAGUACAUCAACAGAACAGGGCAUUUCUCCAUCGUUCUCCAAGCAGUUGCCGACACGUCUCUGACCUUUCUCGAUGUGUGUUGUGGCUAUCCGGAACGCACGUAUGACAGCAGAGUCCUUCGGAAUUCUGGCCUUUACGAGAGAGCCUUAGCUGGUGAAGUUCUGGCCGGGCCGAUCCAGUCCAUCAACGGAGGCUUUCAGCUUAGACCUUACGUGAUAGGUGGCUCCAACUAUCCUCUCCUGCCCUGGUUGAUGGUGCCGUACGCGACAUCGUCGCCCUUGUCCUAUGCUCAAGAACAAUUCAUCCAUCAUCACGACCAAGGGAAAGUCUACACGCAGCGAGCCUUCGAUAUUCUGAAACGAGUGUUCCGAGUGCUUGGAGUGGGGAUCCGUGGUCGUCUGGAGCUUGCUCCCACCAUUGUCCAUGCAUGCUGUCUCCUUCACAAUAUUCUGAUCCGAAGGAAGGAAUUAAACGUGGAGGCAGAGCUAGAAAACCUUGGUGCAACAUCUCACAAUGAAGACGUAGAGGAGGGUUCUUCUGAACCUGGUGACGCUUCCAGUCUGGAGAUAAGAAACCAGCUCUCUGAGUACUUGGUUUGGGCUACCUAGACAAAACAUAUUGUAAUACUAAGAACUACAAUUAAUCAACUGCACCGACUUGGCUCGAUACCU
This is a messenger RNA of Marchantia polymorpha subsp. ruderalis, 3607 nucleotides long. The record is from the annotation of a GenBank genome assembly. NCBI's taxonomy places the organism in Eukaryota, Viridiplantae, Streptophyta, Marchantiopsida, Marchantiales, Marchantiaceae.